AUGCCGCCGCGACGCUCAUCUCGCGCGGCGAGCGCCUCACUAGAGGUGCCGCCAGCAGAAUACGCACUGACCAAGCGCAAGAGGGGGCAAACCGCAGAACCCGACACCGAUGAGAAAGAGAAUGUCGCGAAACCGCUGUCAAGGACGCGCCGGAGCUCUUCUGUGCGAUCCAGUGCUGCACCACCAUCUAAGUCUCGCAAAUCCACGCGUGCUAAGACGUCUUUGCCCGACGUUCCUGAAUCGACAACGAAGAACAAUCCGAUGCACCCCCGUCGAAGAAAGCAAGGCCAUCCGUGGAGGAGGUCGAGGCGUGGAGCCAGCGUGGCCAAAUCUACCCCUGGCCCCGCAAAGAUGGAAGUCGACGAAGAACCUGCCUCGAAGCCAGUCCGCCGCGCUUCAAGCCGGAAGGCAACCGUGUCAUCCGGCAGCAGGGUAAGUGUAGGAUCUGCGAAAUUUGGAGAGACGUCGGGAUCUGCGCGCACCGAUGGCCAAAUCGAGGAAGAAGAGGAAGAAGAAGAUAUCAAACCAGUAAAGGGGCGUCGCGGCACCGAGAAAGCUCCUUCGAAGGCAAUUCAAUCGGACGACGACGACGAAGCAAUGGUUGCACCCUCGGAGGAGGACGACUACGAAGAAGAUACGAAACCAGCUCGCAAAGGACGAAAGCCGAAGGCCCCAGCGGCUCGUAAAGGCAAACCUACCUCGAAGACGGCUCUCAAAGCCACAGUCGUUGAGGAGUCAGACGAUGACCUCGAGGCCCCACCUUCCGCUCAACCUCGCCCAGCUGCCAAACCAGUCGAUGUGCCUGCCUCGCAAGCCGCUGCUCCUGAACCGGAAGGUGAGGAAGAGGAAGAAGAGAAAUCUCUUUUCGACCCACCUCCGAUGCCGGCUCCGUCGAGCUUGCCCCAAACGAUCCCAGAGGAGCCAAUAGGCCCCAAAGCGCGUCUUGUUAUUCACAAGAUGGCGCUGGUUAACUUCAAGAGUUAUGCUGGUCGACAGGAGAUUGGUCCCUUCCACAAGUCGUUCUCGUCGAUCGUCGGUCCUAACGGAUCUGGCAAAUCCAACACAAUUGACGCGCUUUUAUUCGUGUUUGGAUACCGCGCUUCGAAGAUGCGGCAGGGCAAGAUUUCUGAACUUAUCCACAACUCAGCAAACCACCCCGACCUCGAGGAGUGUAGUGUCGAAGUUCACUUCCGUGACAUUAUUGAUCUGCCUGGACCCGAUGCUUUUACGGUCGCUCCAGGCUCUCAACUCAUUGUCACCCGUACCGCAUACAAGAACAACGCGAGCAAAUAUACGAUCAAUGGCCGUAACAGCAGCUACAGUGAAGUCCAAACUCUAUUGAAAGGACGCGGGAUUGAUCUCGACCACAACCGUUUCUUAAUCUUGCAGGGAGAAGUAGAGUCCAUUGCCCAAAUGAAACCCAAGGCUCCGUCGGAGCACGAAGAUGGCCUUCUUGAAUAUCUGGAGGACAUCAUCGGAACUUCCAAGUACAAGACCCCUAUCGACGACGCUAUGGUCGAAAUGGAGCGCCUGCAGGAAGAGCGACAGAUCAAGAUGAACCGCCUUCGACACGUUGAGAAGGAGAAAUUGGCCUUGGAGGAAAAGAAAAAGGAGGCUGAAGACUUCCUUCGUCUCAAGAACGAGCACGUGCGAGCGAUCUCGCGUCAUUAUCAGUGGGUCAUCUGGAAGGCCUUGGAGAAAGAGACCAAACUCGAGGUACAAAUCGAGAAAACGCAGAAGGACCUCGCGGAAGAGACCGAGAAGCACAGGACCGACAUUGAACAUCUUGAGCAAUUGAGGGUUCACUACGAGGAUCGAGAGAAGACAUAUACCGUUCUCCAAGCCAGUGCAGUACAUGUAGCCAAAGAGUUAGCAGCGACCGAAAGAAGCGAGAUCGCCGUGCAAGAGAGGCGCAAACAUGCCGCGACGCGACAGAAGAAGCUCAAAAAAUCCAUCCAGGAGGACACCACUGCUCGCAAGAACGCCCUUAACAUCAUAGAAGAUAGUUCAGCCAAAGAGGAAGAAAAGGUCCUGGAAGCAAUCCGUGAUAGCCUGAAGGACAAAACGCAGGUUUUCAAUCUCCAGAUCGAGGAGAAGCAGAAGGAACUCCAGCCAUGGACCGCUCAGAUCAACACGAAGCAAAGAGAGAUCGACGUCGCGAGCAGCGAACGCGAUACUCUAGCCAAAAAGGCGGAAUUACUCAAGACGCAGUGCCAAGAGGCGGAGGCAACUCUGCAGGCCCUUCAAGCAGAGCUGCAGGAAAAGGUCGAUUGCCAAAAUAGCCUCAAAACUGAGAAAAGUCAAGCCCGAAGAGAUAUCCAAGCUGCCGAUAAACGUGUCAGGGAUGCCGAAGGUCGAUUCCAAGAGUGGCGUGGCAAGGCUUCCAGUGCGCGGCAAAGGGUAGACGAAGCCAAGGCCAACCAAUCCGAGAAUCGCAGUCGCAACAACGUGUUGGAAUCCUUGACCAGAUUGAAGGAUGCUGGUAAUAAUGAGGGGUUCCAUGGCCGCCUUGGCAACCUUGGGACUAUUCCUGACAAAUAUGACGUGGCAAUCUCGACUGCAGGUGGAGGCGGUCUCAACAACAUGGUUGUCGAAAGAGUCACUCAAGCACAGAGCUGCAUCGAGUACUUGCGCAGGAACAACGUCGGACGUGCGUCGUUCAUGGUGCUGGAGAAGUUGAACCCCCACGGGAUGGACAAAAUCGCUACCCCGGAAAAUGCGCCCCGUUUGUUCGACCUCAUCAAACCCAAACACGAAAUGUACCUUCCUGCCUUCUUCAAAGCCGUUGGAAACACGUUGGUGGCCAACGACAUGGAACAGGCUAACCGCAUCGCUUUUGGCGGUUCGAAGCGGUGGAGAGUUGUCACCCUGGAUGGAGGGCUGAUCGAAACCAGCGGUGCCAUGUCUGGUGGUGGUUCGCAGCCAUCUCGCGGCGCGAUGAGCUCUAAAUUCUCUGCCGCUUCCGUCUCCCCUCAAACUCUUCAAUCGUACGAGAGAGAUAGCGAGCAAGCCGCCCAACAAUUACACCAGGCGACAGAAGAAUUAAAGCAUGCCGAACAGGAGCUCGAACGGUUGAAAGCAAGGGAUCCGGAAAUUGAUCUCUCCUAUCAAAAGCUUGGCAUGGACAUCGAGAACGUUAAGAGGAGAAUUUCAGAGGCCGAUAGGAGAGUGAAGGAUUUGAGCUCUCAGAAUAAGCCAAAUACAGGCGACCUCGCUCGCAUCUCGAAGCUGGAGAGUGAAAUAAUUGCUGCCGAAAAGGGCCUAGGAAAACUCAAGGAACGAACGGCCAAAAUCGAGCAAGAGAUUAAAGACCUGGAAAAGAAGAUCCUCGAAAUCGGUGGCUCGAAGUUCCUCUCUCAGAAAUCCAAAGUCGAAGGCAUCAGGCUUCACAUCAAGUUGACGAACGAUGAGAUUACCAAGGCUGAGGUUGCGAAAAGCAAAGCGGAGAAAGAUUCAGUCAAGUUCGAAACCAGCGUCAAUAACAACACUACCACCUUGGAGGAGGUCGAAGCCGAGUUGCAAGAACUCGAGGAGGAGUUGGCCAAUGUUUCAGCACACGUGACCGAGCUCAAAGAAAAACUCGAGACCGCCCAAGCUGCAGCCGAGAACUCGAAGGAAGAUCUUGAAAACCUGAAGGCGGAACUUGAUCAAAAGGAGGAGUCUGUUGCCGAAUUCCGAAGCAAAGAGCUGAAACUUAAGCAAAAAUUGGGCGACUUCGAAAAAGAGUACAAAACGAAUAGUGCGGCUAUUGAACAGUUUAAUGAGCAGCAUGAUGCGUUAACACUGAUAGAGAUCGACGAAGAUGACGAAGGCGAAGAAGAUGAAGAAGAAGGAGCGCAGAACGACGAGAGCACUGGAGGCAUCCCAGCAGUUGGUGAGAAUCCACCUGAGGAACCAACCGAAGGAGAGGUGGAAGUGAAGCCCGAGCCUGGUUCAAAGCCACAAAAGAAGCCGAAACGAGAGCGGACGCCUUCUCAUGAAUUACAUGUCUACUCUGAAGAAGAGCUGAGGAGGUUCACGAAGGAUGAGCUCUUGGCCGACGUUGUAUUCUUAGAAGAAAGAAUAUCAAGGGCUAAGCCUGACAUGACAGUCCUCAAGGAAUACAAGCAGCGCGAGGCAGAGUUCAUGAAUCGAGCCAAAGACUUGGAGAACAUUACUACCGAGAGGGAUGCUCAGAAGGCCCAAUACGAUGGUCUCCGAAAGCAACGCCUCGACGAAUUCAUGGCUGGGUUUAACUUGAUCACUCUGAAACUCAAGGAGAUGUACCAGAUGAUCACUCUCGGAGGAAACGCUGAGCUCGAGCUAGUCGACAGUAUGGAUCCUUUCUCGGAGGGAAUCAUUUUCAGUGUCAUGCCUCCCAAGAAGAGUUGGAAGAACAUCUCAAACUUGUCUGGCGGAGAAAAGACGUUGAGCUCUUUGGCCCUCGUCUUUGCUCUUCACGUCUUCAAACCCACGCCUCUGUAUUUUAUGGACGAAAUCGACGCUGCGUUAGAUUUCCGGAAUGUUUCUAUUGUGGCCAACUAUAUCAAAGACCGGACAAAGAACGCGCAAUUCAUCAUCAUCUCUCUGCGUAACGAUAUGUUUGAACUAAGUCACCGACUCAUUGGUAUCUACAAGACGUCUAAUGCGACGAGAAGCAUUGCUAUUGACAAUCACUCGUUGCAUUCGUCAAUUCCCGUGGCACACGUCCCCAACACUAAAGCGACAGCAUAG
Cyclocybe aegerita is the source of this 4713-nucleotide messenger RNA. The record is from the annotation of a GenBank genome assembly. Lineage: Eukaryota; Fungi; Basidiomycota; Agaricomycetes; Agaricales; Hemipholiotaceae.